AUGGACGUUACUCUGCUCUCGUUUGAGCAUGAGCAGUACGCGACAGACGAGGCCUACGACAAGGCCAUCAAGAGCUACAUCAAAAACAUCACGACACUAUUCUUGAAGGAACAGUCGCAAGUUAUCGUGGCCAAUGCGCCACAGCUCCUCGAGGUUGUCAACCCUGCGGACCACUCGAUCGCCCACCUCGCAAUCCUCAACACGCUCAAGCACUGUGACGAAGCUGCCUUGCCCUUCUCUCCCGAUGUCCUCCGGGAACACAUUCUCAAGUUCCUGCUCUCGUUCGACCAGAGACAAAUACGCUACGUGGGGGAUGUCUUCUACGACCUGGUCAAGGAUGUUCUGGACUGCAAAUACUUCCCGGCUCGUCAAGCCAUCGAUAUCGUCGCUGUUGUGUUGAGACGACUUGACCCCGACUCCGCCAUACUCACGAGCCUACAUGUUGCCGCAGUCAAGCUAGCCUGCGAGACAGGCAACGAAGAUGAAGUGCUUCCAAUCAUCGAGAAGCCUUGGAUUUUCCUCCCUGGAAUGAAGGACCAAAGCCAUCCGGAGUAUCUCUGCGACACAACAGCCUCGCCUGCUGCCUACAUCAGCGCAAAGACACAGCUCACCCUGAAGCUUAACCGGGAGGAAGUCAUGCAUCACGAAUACCUGGUGGCUCAGGUUUUUACGGGCAAGCGGAGAUGGGCGGAUGCACACCAGGCAUAUCAAAGAAUCAUCUCCUGGCCAGGACGAGAAGGAGCCACGAGCAAGAUCAUGACUGAGUCUCACAAGCGGUGGAUCCUCACGGGCCUCCUAUGCCUUGGCCAGACGCCUACACUUCCGAACAAUGCCAGCGCGGCUGCCACAAAGGCCUACAACUCCCUUUCUAAGCCCUACGCGGACGUUGCUAGCCUGUUCUCCACAAGCAACGCGGAGCGUUUUAAGUCAGAGGUCGAGAAGGGCACCGAGACGUGGAACACCGACCAGACUACGACGCUUCUCAAUGAGGUCGUGAAGGCGUACCAGAAGUGGCAGAUUCUCGGCCUCGCCGAUGUAUACCAUAAGAUCAGCGUCUCGGAGAUUCGCCAGAACACACUCAGCGCCGAGACAGCCAACAACUUGGAGACAGAUCAACAGGUCGAGGAGCUCCUCCAGGAUAUGAUCAACAGCGGAAUGCUUCAGGGCGUGCUGGAGACCAGCCCCGACGGCGUGAAGUGCCUCACGUUCCUGCCCCGGGACCAGGAGAUGGAGCACACGGAAUUCCAAAGGAAGAUCAAGGACGAAGCGCGCAUCAAGAAGCUCAACGAAUGGACACGUGCAAGCGACGCCCGCCUCGCCGCGUCCAAGGACUACGCCAAGCACGUAAUUCGCGAGCAGAAGCGCCAGGAUAAGGACGGCGCAGCCGGCGGCGGCGACUUUGGAUUCGACGCGUCCAUUGAGGACGAGGAUCUGAUGACCGGCAUUCAGCACCCUUAG
Messenger RNA from Colletotrichum karsti, 1458 nucleotides. Its product is annotated as putative COP9 signalosome complex subunit 3. The transcript is spliced from 3 exons. The record is from RefSeq and is a predicted model, not a curated record. Gene Ontology annotation, biological process: ubiquitin-dependent protein catabolic process. Lineage: Eukaryota; Fungi; Ascomycota; Sordariomycetes; Glomerellales; Glomerellaceae. Bases 1 to 1458 code for a protein of 485 amino acids. Gene Ontology annotation, cellular component: COP9 signalosome.